AUGGCUACGACCGAAGAUAAUAAUAGGAAACGUCCUUCAGAGGUCGAAGAUUCGACUACAACCACCACCACAACCAACACCACAAACACUACCAAUACCAACACCAAUACUACCAAUACUGCUACUACUCGUCCUCCACCAAAAAAGCGAUUCCUAUCUUCAAGGUCAGCAUCGCCAUCGCAUUCAAGUGAUGGUACACCCUUGACAUUGGAUGACAAUAGCCAAGAAGACACGAUAGAUACAUUCAAGGAACCAUUAGAAGUCUAUCGUCGCGAUGCCAUCAUAAGACAAUUGAAAGAAUAUAGGCGAUCCUACAGACAAUGGAAGAAGCGCGCCGAUUUAGCAGAAGAAAGACGUCAAGAUUGCGAAAGGCAAUUACGAGUGUGGGAUACUCAAUUCAAACAAUUGCAAGCUUAUAUGCAAGGACGUAUCUUGGACCAUACACCUGAAUAUCACCCAAGUUUUAUAAAAGAUGACUGGGCUGUCAAUAUUACCACAACCAUGGCCAAUGCAUUGAGACGAGGAGAACUCACAGAAGAUUUGAUGGGUGCUCUGUAUAAUUAUUCUGUGCCAUUUUCUACCAAACGAAUGCAUUUUCUUGGAUUACUAGAACCAUCAGGCGAAAAUUCAGCAUUAAGAAGCAAAUACAAAAAUGCACUUUCUUCAUUCACGAGUAACCAAAGCACACUUCUUGAUUCCAUUAAUCAGUACCGUUCAUUCAAUACAAAGUUUAUUCUUUUGACGGAAGAACUACGACUUUUAACAAACAGACUCGAACUUGCCGAAAGCCUUUUACAAGAAACUCGACUCAAGCUCUCAAAAGCAAAUGACAAAUUAGCAGCAGAAAAAGAAACGUCAGCCAACUUUUCUAAUCCUACUCAACCAAGGGAUACAUCAGAUGCCAAAGAUACCGCUUCUGAAGGAACCACCCCUCCCCAAAUUCUUGAAACCCAACAAGACCCAUUGAUUUGUGCACAACAAACAUUGGAAAAACAAUUGAGAGAGAUAGAGGAAAUGAAGGACCAGAGAAUAGAGUUGAAGCAGCAAUUGUUUCAACUCGAGGUGGAUUAUGUAGUCUUACCAGAAACACGGAUCUACAAAGACCCUCUGUGUCGCCAAGCCCUGCAGACGUACGAUUACCAACGCGACAAAAACGAUCAUCUCACAAACGUCUGCCAAAAACUCCAAAAGGAACUCGAGGAUUCGCAGAGCACCCGGCGCCAGUUUCUUGAAGAACUUGACACAAAGCAAACCGGGCAUAUCAAGGGUCUCGAAGAACAGUUGCGAAAACUCGACGGAGACCUGACACGCAUUCGUGGUCAUCGAGACGCACUACAGAGUAAUCUCGAAGAACGAAAGGCUAAUACAGAGUUUGGCAGAGAUUCUAUAUCAGAGUUACGUGUUAUUGGUGAUGUUCGCAAGGAACAAGUGUUUUCUUUGGGUGUAGAAUUAUCAAGACUACGACUCAAAGGAGCUGCCAAGUCUGGAUCACACGAUCUAUACAAAUUCAUGAUGGCAAUUGAUGAAAAAAAGCGAACAAGAGAAGUCCUCGAGAAAGAAUUAAGGGAAGCAGAUACAAAGAUUCAGGCCACAAGAGCACGUUAUUUGGAUCCAGAAGCUUUGGCUAUUUUGGAUGAUGAAUUUACUUUGAUUACAAAGAUUAAGCAUGUGCGCGAACAAUUGGAUGUAUUUAAAGAAACGUAUGGCUUUGAGGCCACACACACGGACGAAAAGGCUAUUUUAGAUAUCUUGCAGGCCAAGGUCAAAUCAGAGCAAGCUUCAAUUAUAGAAGCACGCCAAAAGAUGGAAGCUUUAGAAUCGACUGAACAUCAACUACUAAGUGAGAUUCAGAGCGUUACAAUGGCUUUUGGUGAACUUGAAGAAAGUAACCUAGCAAAGAUCCAUGAAUUAGCAGUAAUGGAAGAUGAGGUUACGGUACUACAAGGAGAGAGAGUCAAAUAUAGCCAGACGUUUACAGCGCUUAAUAAAUCCAAAGAUGCUCAUGCAAUGGUGGCCAAUGCAUUAAGCAAAAAGGUAGAAAAACAGCUGGCGUACAUCAAGCAAUUGAACGAACGAGAAAAGAAUCUUGGAAAUCAGAUUACGACCCUUGAUCGACAAUCUGUUGCUAGUAGUGGAGCUGUAGAAAUCUACCUUCAAAAAAGUUUGGAAAUGAAGGCUUCUUUGGAAGAGCUCAAAGAAAAGAUGUUGUUCGGAAAGGAAAAGAUUGGAGAGCUGGAAAAAUCUGUUUUGGAAAAAAUCAAGAUGAUUGAAGAAGAUGCACAUUCUCGAAUGCGACUCGAAGAAGGCUGCGAGCUCUUGAGGCGUAAGGUAGAAGCGACGACAAAGGUUGAGAAGCCAGUAGAGAUGAAACUGAGGAAAGAAAAAGAAGAAUACAGAUCAUUGCUGAAUUGUAGUUCUUGCCGUACUCGACUCAAAUCGCAUGUCCUGAUGCGCUGUAUGCACACGUUUUGUAAAGACUGUCUUGAUAUCCGUAUCGAGACUCGACAAAGACGAUGCCCAAGCUGUGGUGAAUCUUUUGGCAUUAAUGACGUGAAACAAUUUUAUCUUUAG
Molecule: messenger RNA, 2571 nt
Organism: Phycomyces blakesleeanus NRRL 1555(-)
Lineage: Eukaryota; Fungi; Mucoromycota; Mucoromycetes; Mucorales; Phycomycetaceae
Exons: 15
Coding region: 1-2571 (856 amino acids)
Cellular component (GO): HULC complex; nucleus
Molecular function (GO): ubiquitin protein ligase activity; metal ion binding
Source: RefSeq, a predicted model, not a curated record